AUGCUCGGCUCAAUCUUCAUGACCGCGCCUCUGCUUCUUGCAAGCGCUUUGGCUGCCCCAGGAUGGGGAAACUGGGGACAAAACUGGGGUCCAAAGGGUCCAGCUGUUCCAUGCCUCAACGACGCUGAGGUUUCGGCCAUCGUCGCCGACUACACCUAUCUCCUCCGAUUCCCACAAGGCGCCAACUUCACUUCAAUUGCCAAUGCGCGUCUGUCAGACAAGUUUUUCGUGUCGUCCGACUCGAUCAACACUCUCGCUGGUAUCCCUCUCGGUGUGAACGCCUACCCAAGCAAACAGGCUUUCAUCGGCGGCCAGGCCACCACUCCUGCCAUCCCACAGCUCGCCACUCUCGGCUAUUUCUACACCUGCGACCAGAUCGCAUGGAGAUGGAAUGCUACUGCUAUUGGUAGCGGCAAGUACGAAGUCAAGGGCAUAAUCACGUUCGAUGUCAACGCAACCACAAACCAGAUUAAUGCUGUCUACUCCGAGUUCAACUCGGCAGCUUGGCUCAGCAACAUUGGCAACCCAGAGUGCCAGAAGAAGUAA
Molecule: messenger RNA, 546 nt
Organism: Lithohypha guttulata
Lineage: Eukaryota; Fungi; Ascomycota; Eurotiomycetes; Chaetothyriales; Trichomeriaceae
Exons: 2
Coding region: 1-546 (181 amino acids)
Source: RefSeq, a predicted model, not a curated record